Messenger RNA from Galeopterus variegatus (Sunda flying lemur), 1237 nucleotides. It is a transcript of the gene CNEP1R1, whose product is annotated as CTD nuclear envelope phosphatase 1 regulatory subunit 1. The record is from RefSeq and is a predicted model, not a curated record. Lineage: Eukaryota; Metazoa; Chordata; Mammalia; Dermoptera; Cynocephalidae. Bases 87 to 464 code for a protein of 125 amino acids. The transcript has 6 exons. Gene Ontology annotation, cellular component: cytoplasm; Nem1-Spo7 phosphatase complex.
GGUAGGGGGUGGCGCUGCCGGCGGGCGGGGGCUGCGGAGCUGCGAUGCGGACGGGGCAGCGGCGGUGACCGGAGCUGCCGCCCGACAUGAACUCGCUAGAGCAGGCGGAAGAUCUCAAGGCUUUCGAGAGGAGACUUACUGAAUAUAUUCAUUGUUUGCAACCUGCCACUGGACGUUGGAGAAUGCUUCUUAUAGUGGUAUCUGUCUGUACAGCUACUGGUGCCUGGAACUGGUUAAUAGAUCCUGAGACACAAAAGGUAUCCUUCUUCACAUCGUUAUGGAAUCAUCCGUUUUUCACCAUUAGCUGUAUCACUCUAAUAGGCUUGUUCUUUGCAGGAAUACACAAGAGAGUAGUUGCACCAUCAAUUAUAGCUGCUCGAUGCCGAACGAUAUUAGCAGAGUACAAUAUGUCUUGUGAUGAUACAGGGAAGCUAAUUUUGAAACCUAGGCCUCAUGUUCAAUGACAAUCUGCCCUCAUUGUUAUGGGACCUAAAACAGCCUUUCUUCAAAUAAGUGAUACAGCAAAAAGCCAUAAAGGAUUCCUUUUGCAGUUGGAUAUGUGAAGGUCAUAGCAGCAACUGACAAGAAAUGUGCAAUAUUUACCCAGAUUAUCUUGAUGAUGAUGACUUGCAUUAUCAGUGCUUUGGUACCUUUGAUUACCUGUGUUUCAGUAUUAGUGUCACUUUAGUACUUCAGAUCCUGCAAAGAUUUUUUGCAGAUGAAGUAUGUAUGUGUAUUACUAAGUUAAACUUAGAAACAGAACCUCAUUCAGUUUUUAUAAUGUAUUUUUGCAAACUACUGUAAAUAGCAAAUCAAUGCCAAUGUUAAACAAAGAGGAAAACGUUGUGUGGACUUUGUUCUCCUGCACCAGUAUUUCAGGAACAUCUGCUUGCCAUCCCCGCAGCUCUUUAAAACCGGCUAUUAUGUGUGCCUUUCAUUCUUACAUGUCUCUUAAUCGUACUUCAGGAAAAACAUUGGAUUCAGCUUAGACUGAGGAACACUCAUCUCCAUUAUGUUGUAAGAAAUUCUAGAUGUUUUGAGAAACAAUUUUUUGUUAAAAACCAGAUAUUGAAUUCCAGCAACGAUUGUGGUUAUGUUUUUCAGUUCAUUGCUUUCUUUUAAUGCUAGAUAUAGUUUAUAUAUUUUUAAAUAAUUUUAAGAACACCCCAAAGGGUUCUGAAUAUACAAUUUUAGUUAUAAAUUAUGUAUUGUCUGAGAAUUUGAUAGUCAUUGUUUU